This is a messenger RNA of Olea europaea var. sylvestris, 910 nucleotides long. Its product is annotated as cold-regulated 413 inner membrane protein 1, chloroplastic-like. Lineage: Eukaryota; Viridiplantae; Streptophyta; Magnoliopsida; Lamiales; Oleaceae. Bases 70 to 741 code for a protein of 223 amino acids. The transcript is spliced from 6 exons. The record is from RefSeq and is a predicted model, not a curated record. Gene Ontology annotation, cellular component: membrane.
UUUUGGUACCAAAGGCCAUUGAUAAUAAUCUUUAAAAGAGGUGGAUCAAAAGACAGAGGUAAGUAGGAGAUGCUGACCCUUUCUCUCUCUUCUUGUUCUCUGUACAGCACCAAGAACUCUCUCACCCUAAAAACCCCGCACUCUUAUCAAAAUCGAGUCUUUUUUCACAAUCGCGCUCUUCAGCAACGACCCUUUAGCUCGCUCAGCUAUAAUCCAUUGAGAGUGUCGAUUGACGACGGUAAAAAGACGAUGAUGAAUAAUAGACGACAUGGGUUUGGGACGGUGUGUUACUAUGGGCCACUGACGCAUAGGAAUCUUCAGUGGAUCUCCACCAUUUCUACUGCGGUUCUAAUGCUGGCGAGGGGAACAGCCAUUCACAAAUCCUUUCUUGUACCUUUAUUUGCCCUACAGGCUCCAGAAAGCAUUGUUUCAUGGAUUAAGGGUGAGUAUGGCAUAUGGACUGCUUUCUUGGCUCUUCUCGUUCGCCUCUUCUUCUUUAUUCCUGGUGAACUGGAGUUGCCAUUUAUAACAUUGCUAUUGAUAAUUGUGUGUCCUCAUCAAAUUACAAGGCUGAGGGGAACACAGGAAGGUAUUACUCUUUCGUUGGUAAUAGCAGUUUACUUGGCUUUCCAGCAUUUUUCAAGAGCCGGCAGUUUGAGGAAAGCAAUUGAUCAAGGUUCGAUCCUAGCCACCUUAGCCGUGAUCUGUAUAGUUGCUGUCCUGUGCUUGCUGUUGAUCUAACUGACGAUACUUUCAUCAGUUUUCUGUAAAUUAUCGACCUUCAAUAAUAAGAUACGAGAAUUUGUGCGUGUUUUAGGCUAAUGAAUGUGAUGCAUUGUGCUUGAAUACCUACUUGUUCAAUCUUUUUGUACAUAUAAAUAUCAUACUGGCUACAAUUAUAUGGUUCUCA